UAUGUUUACACCUGGUAGUCAGCUGGCCGGGGUCGAGGACGGACCGUCUCCAAUUACGCUCGGUUGUGAGAGCGGAAAUGUGUACUUACAGCUGCACAAAUUAAAUAAAAAAUAGAAUAAUACAUAUAGCCAAUUGGGGUCUAGAAAUUCGUAAUGUGAUAUAAUUUAUUUGAGUUGAAAAAGCCAGGAAGUCUGCACUAAGGGAGCCUCAGUCCCACACCUCAGGGAGACACACAGUUCCGCUUGCUGAGUGAGGAGGGUGGCGCAGGUGAGGAACUAUUUUUACAGAGCCUUGUUUGUGACACUGCCAGUUUGUCAUCACUGACUGUUUAGUGAUGGAGGCACCUGUAGACUCCUCUGAUAGUGAAGAUCAGAGUGAUGACUCCAUACUUUUACCAGAGGACUUUGAGGAUGAGGUGGAUAUCAACAUUCACUUUCACUGUGAACACUGUAUCAAGAUGGCCAAGUGCUUGGAGCGCCCCAAGCAGGGAUGGUCAUGUGAAAUUGAUUACUGCCCCAAUGGCUGUGGUCACAAGUUCCACAUGUGUAAAACAAGUGAGCACCGUCUCAUGUGCAGCCAUGAACGGGUGCCAUGCAUCAAUGCAGGGUAUGGAUGUCCCUUAUGGAUGCAGCGGAGGUUUAUUGCAGAGCAUUUACCCUUCUGUCCUGCCUCAGUGGUGAUAUGCAAUGCUGAAUGGAACCGAUGGGCUUUAGGAGCUAAGGAAAGGGAGAGAGUUGCCAUGACCAAAGGAAUAACUGCUCUCUACAACCCUAUGGAUUUAGAUAUGGCUUUAGCUCUGCAGGAUCAAGAACUUGUUAAUGAAAUGCAAAAAAUGCCAAAGAGAGUACGGACAACAUUAUGCAAUGGCAUCACAAGGCGCUUCCCUUGCUUACCUCUAACCAUACGAGGAUCCCGUCACCACAUAUCCAAUGAGAACUAUCAAGGCAAUAAGUUGACCCAUUCAGCAACAGAGGAGGAGGAGGAUGACCUAACACCAGGUUUAUCAGUGUCUGUGUGUACUGAGCUUUUACGAGGCAAGAAAUCUGUGUUGUCUUGUCCAAGCAGUGAGUUGAGAGGUGCUACUUUACCCUCUCCUUCCUUCACUUCCCCACACUCCAUGGAGGAACUCAGCCACACCACACACAACCAGGGUGACAUCAAGAGGAAACACAGCCAAUCUAAUAUGUGUAAGGAUGACAUUGCUGCUAUGUGCUGCCCUCACGAGAUCAUCAAGAACAUCUGCAUUUUUUGCCGUAAUGACCCUGAUGAGCCUGACUACAAGAUGGGCAAGGUGUGGCGGGAGCAGCUGACCCUUAAAAAGCCCGGAGAGUUCAGAUGGGUUGUUGAGCCAUGUGUAGAGAAGAUAAGAAAACGCAACCAGUUUGGGAUGUAUGCCUACAAAAGAUAUGACGAGUCUGAUGAAGACGAUGACGAUAACAACUCACUUGACAAAAUGAAUCUGAUUUUUGAUGAGCUGGGCCACCCCAUGGGGAAGAGACCCAGGUUUCAGACUCCUCCACCAGCUCCCAUUACUCCCAAGGGCCUGACAAUGGAACUCACUUUGAAACACUACUCCAGGCACCAGACCAAGCCCAAAGCCAUGUUCACCUUCCAGUGCAUGCAGGAAGUGCGCCGCUCAGAAUACAGCAGUCAUUACCAGAACAUGCACAGUGAGAUACAGGAAGGUCUGGAUGGCUGGCUUAUUCAUCGCUGCCCCCUACAUGUUGUUGGUUGUCCCUUUAUCAACGAUCGCCUUCAUCCUGGAAGAAAGGAUGGUGAUGUGGUAUACUCUCACAGUCUCAAGGCUUUUGGUGUCCGUCCUAAGCUUGAUUAUGAACCUGCAUCUUGUGGUGGGUUACCAAGAUCUCGUUCCCCAAGUGUAGAGAAAACCACCAGUGCAUUGGGCCAGAUGCGCCUCACUCCUGUUCAGAAGUCAAGAAAGACAGGAUCAGCCUCAGCAAAGCACAAAAAUCUGAACUCUGAAACUGCAACAGAACAGUAUCUUGCAUCCAGCAUUCAUUUAACAUACCUGCCAGUUGAGGUGCUCCAGAAGAUAGCUGUUUACCUUGAUGGAUAUAGCCUCAACAACCUAUCACAAAGCUGCCGGUUGAUGCGUGAUAUCUGCCUUUCAUUACUGAAUGAGCGUGGGCUGGUCAUCAUUGAGUGGGUGCGCUAUGUGGAGGACAGCAAAGUCAGAUGGAAAGAAGGCAAGAAGCGGCGCUUCUUUAGUAAAGCUUUUGAGCAUGUACAGCAUUGGGGCUUCAAGGAUGUAACCCACAUGGCAAAUCAUUUAGAAGUCUGUGAUUUUAACAAAAGACACAUUGCAGAGGAGAAAUUUGCAUACAUCCUGCCCAGAAAAGAUGGUACAAUUCCAGGCAUUCAGCGGACCAAUCGAACUUGACCACUGGUGAAUAUCCUAAGGCACAGGCGGCUAGUUGGUGCUGGAGGUUGGUAUUAGGCACGGGUGGGAAGGGUUAGAACUUGUAUAUUUCUAACAUUGGAAACCAAAUAACAGAUAUAGUGAUGCACUGCUUUUGCAGAGUACUGUUUUCUACUUACUAAAUAAGCCUAAUGACAAUGAGGUGAGGUUAAGUAUUAGAAAGAACAGUGGUUGAGCCUUGCAUGGAGGACUGGGUGAUGGAUAUUGGUAGAGGAUUUAUCGGAAGCUUUUUAGUCUGUGAUGAUUGUUUAUAAUCUCAUAUCAACACUGUAAAUGUUACUGUGAUGCAUCAUUGUGUGCAUUUUACUUUAUUUUUAAUAGAAUCAGUGUAUGUUUUAUUGAUCAUUACUCUCAUGAUCUUGCCUUAUUGUGAAGCUUAUAAAUUUUUCUUUUUACUCAUAAUGUAAUCAUUGUCCACAUUUUAUGAUCAAGCUCUCUACAUAUUAUGUUUCAUACUAUUUUGUUAUAUUUUCAUGUUUAUGCAUCACUGAUUGUUUUUUAAACUUCAUACUUUGUGUGAUAUGAUUUCAAAUUUAGAAAACAAUUGUUGUUAGAUUAUGGCAACAUGUUUAGGGUACUAGUGAAGUUUGGCGAGACAGUUUUGAUGGUACAGUAGUUAAAAGGAAACAUGAAGCUUUAAGUAUAUAUAUAUAUAUAUAUAUAUAUAUAUAUAUAUAUAUAUAUAUAUAUAUAUAUAUAUAUAUAUAUAUAUAUAUAUAUAUAUAUAUAUAUAUAUAUUAGAUUGAUGAGACAGUUUGGUAGUAUAGUCACCUGUAUGGAGUGUUGUCACAUUGUCCAGUGAGUUUUGGUCAAAAUUCUGUAUUAUGACAACCUCUCCAUCUUGACUCAUUUCUCAUAUGCUGUUAUUGAUAUAAUUGUCAUUAAAGAUCAACUUGUUUUAUUUAUAAGACAGAAAAUUGUCACUUUGCAUAUCAAUAAUGCUUCAUAAAUCUAAUUUGUCAAAACUUUUUGACAUAGAAUUUAUUCUUUUAUUCAGUUUUACUCAAGAACAGUGCUAAGUAAACAUUGAAAUAGAAUUUAUUCUUUUAUUCAGUUUUGGUCAAGAACAAUGCUAAGUAAACAUUGAAAUAAAUUACCACAACCACCAGUGAAUGCCAGAGGUUGGCAACCACCAGGCAAAACCUUCUGAAAACUGUAACAACGCUCCAUAUAGCUGAUUGUGCUGUAGUUAAAAGAAAAAUAACACAUGAAGCUUUAAGCAUAUGCCUUGCUAAAUAUCAAAAUAAUGUGUCUGUAUUAGCAGAAAGAGGUGCAACAUGAACAAAGAAUGUAAGAGUAUGACAGCUUUUCAAUACAAAUUUAUUGCUAAU
Messenger RNA from Scylla paramamosain (green mud crab), 3772 nucleotides. RefSeq names its product F-box only protein 30-like. NCBI's taxonomy places the organism in Eukaryota, Metazoa, Arthropoda, Malacostraca, Decapoda, Portunidae. The transcript is spliced from 14 exons. The record is from RefSeq and is a predicted model, not a curated record. Gene Ontology annotation, molecular function: protein binding; ubiquitin protein ligase activity; zinc ion binding. Bases 336 to 2402 code for a protein of 688 amino acids.